This is a messenger RNA of Nipponia nippon (crested ibis), 1309 nucleotides long. Lineage: Eukaryota; Metazoa; Chordata; Aves; Pelecaniformes; Threskiornithidae. The record is from RefSeq and is a predicted model, not a curated record.
AUGGUGCUUGAGGACAUGGUCAGACUGCAAACCCAGCCUAAGCCACAGCCUGGUCAGCCUCCGCUCUAUUCUGGGACCUUUGACUGCUUCAGAAAGACUCUUGUUGGAGAGGGAGUCCGAGGCUUAUACAGAGGAAUGGCAGCUCCUAUUAUCGGAGUGACACCCAUGUUUGCUGUGUGCUUCUUUGGAUUUGGCUUGGGAAAAAGACUCCAACAGAGAAAACCUGAUGACGUUUUGACAUACCCUCAGCUGUUUGCUGCUGGCAUGUUGUCGGGAGUGUUCACCACAGUAAUCAUGGCUCCAGGAGAGAGAAUCAAGUGCCUUUUACAGAUCCAGGCAGCUACAGGUGAAACUAAAUACAGUGGCUCUUUGGACUGUGCAAAACAGCUGUACCGCGAGGCUGGGAUUCGUGGCGUGUACAAGGGGACAGUGCUCACCCUCAUGAGAGACGUCCCAGCCAGCGGAAUGUACUUCAUGACGUACGAAUGGCUGAAGAACAUUCUGACCCCUGAGGGAAAAAGUGUGAGUGACCUCAGUGUGCCUAGGAUCCUCUUUGCUGGGGGCCUGGCUGGGAUCUUCAAUUGGGCAGUUGCCAUUCCACCAGACGUGCUGAAAUCCCGUUUCCAGACUGCUCCUCCAGGAAAAUACCCAAAUGGCUUUAGAGAUGUGCUGAGAGAACUUAUCAGAGAGGAAGGAGUUGCAUCUCUCUAUAAGGGCUUCACAGCUGUCAUGAUCAGGGCAUUUCCCGCUAACGCGGCAUGUUUUCUUGGUUUUGAAGUCGCUAUGAAGUUUCUUAACUGGAUUGCACCAGGUCUAUGAAGACUUGGAAGUCCUUGGAAAAUAGAGAGGAGAAGGAAGAGAGUGCAAGUCUGCCUCAAAGGAAUAAACGAAUGAUCACUUGAAGUUUCAGGAAUGAUUGCUUGCCUAAUACCUUUUUGCCUUCCUCCCAUUCUUUCAGCGGUGCUAUGUGCCGUUCAGAAACAUAAGCUGUAGCUCUGAAACAGAGUUGGUGAGGAGUUAGAGGUGAUACACCCGCCCUCUGAGCCGAUGUACCACAGGAGUCAUGCUGCUAACAGACAGCUGUCACUAUUACACACACUACCUUAAGUACUUCCUCAUGGAAGAAGGCGACACUUCUUAAAAUGUAAUUCUUUAUUUACUGAAGAAACAUGUAGCUAUUAAUGCUGAAAAACUUCCUUAAAGUAAUUGUUUGGCAAUUGUACUUAACUCUCAGGACACGAGUUAGCAGCUGCACAUACUCGUAUCUACAAGCAACGUCAGAGAGAAUUCUCAUCUCUUGUAGUUUUUU